Hyaloperonospora brassicae is the source of this 2103-nucleotide messenger RNA. NCBI's taxonomy places the organism in Eukaryota, Oomycota, Peronosporomycetes, Peronosporales, Peronosporaceae. The record is from the annotation of a GenBank genome assembly.
AUGCCCGAGCACCCGCAGCCGCCCGCACAAGACGCUGCCUGCGCCAACAGAGCAGCGAUCUCUACAGCAACAAGACCUUCCCCAUUCGCGUCCGGACCCGUCGCGAUGGUGAAUCAGAUUCGUCCUGGUCUCGGCAUUCCCGGGCAAUUUCCAGGUGAAGCGAUGCGCACUUCCCCGACGCAAUUGUCUACACCGUUAGUUCCGCAGCGGUAUACGUCAAUGUCCGCAGGCGGCGCUUUAUCCGGGUCCCCAACAUCUCAGCGCCCUCCAGCGACUUCAACGGUACCUGACGCUUCACGCGAUUCGCCCGGACAAGCUAUGCUGACACCAGCGCUAGGCCUUUUUCAACACACUUCAUGGCCGCCAUCUCAGCAGGAUCGAUCCCGAUUUGUCCCACUACAUGAUCUUUUGGACAAACCUCCGCUAUCCUCUACGCAGCACAUGCAAAACAAUGUGCCUGGAUUACCUGGUCAAAUGGCGUCGGAUGAUCCAGGUCGUCGAAGCUCUGCGUCAGGACCACCAACCCAGCAAGACAUUUACACAAGCCUGUUUGACAGCCCGAAAGAAGCGAUGACGUCAUUUUCGACGCUGUCUCGACGCUCAUCGUUACCAUCUUCACAUGAUCCAUCGCCAUCUAUCGGGUCUCACCCCGCCACUGGAGCCGCACAGCAGCAUGGGCCGUAUCGGCAGCAGCAGCAGUCAUCAUUGCGUGCAUUCGGGCAAAUGCCUCCUCCUGCUGCUCCUUUUCUAGGAUAUGAAAACAGUGCUCGGUUGCAGUCAGGCCGUGUCCCUACACCGCCCCCAUCUGUCCCGGACUUGCUUAUCUUCGACGAAGAAGAGGAACCUCCUCAGAUAAGGCCGACGCCAUCUGCAGCAACGUUGCGACCCCUGGCUCCAUCUCAAAUCACACUCGAAGCUCCAUCCCCAGACAAGCGUGUCGACGAUUUCUUGAAGAUGCCUAUUGGUCGGCGUUUGGAAAGUACUGAGAAUGCGGUCCCGCAUGAGGCUUCGCUUGUGCUUGACACUGUCGAAGGUUUAGAAGUGUUGUACGCUCAAAAGCGAUGGCGGUCACUCACAACAAAGUCUCUAUCGAUGUUACAAAGCCCGUCAAACGAUAUCAACGUGACGCUGGAAAUUAAGUCUUGGUGGCUUGCCGGGCUAAUCAAAGAUGGACAGUACGACAAUGCGGCGAACGUUUUGGACCAAAUUGGGAACCUCGAUGAGUUGUUAUCAACUGCCGGCGGGGCGUCGCCCUUCGUGCCUAUUCGCAUAUUUCUUCUGCAAGCUCUACUUAGCAAGUGCCAAGGAAAAGUCAUGAACCACGAGAAGCAAUUGUUUCAUCUGGUAUUGAGACUACGAAGUUCCAUUCAAGAGAGUGAGACGAUGUCUCUGUUUGGUAUCCAAUUGAAAGCGGCUGCACGUUGGCUUCGCAUUGCACAGUUUGCGCUCGUCAAUCAUCUUGUACAUCAGCAAAAGUUCAUGAUGGCCUUGCGUAUCUGUUCUCAGAUCGAUGCUCAAUUUAUGGACGUAAAAGACAUAGUGGUCGUGCUAUCCCGCGUGGGGCGCAUCCGGUUGCAAAUGGGUGACUUAACGGCUGCUGAGAAGCUAUUUGAGGCUGCUCGAAACCACGCCAGCCGACCGGGAGCUAGCAGAGGCAGUGACAUAUUACAGGUUGAGGUGGUGGGGGAGCUGGAGGCACGCUUGCUAUUGAAUGACGGCCUGCUAUUUUUCGCUCAGAAUAAGCUGCAAGAAGCACUGAGCGCGUUUGACUCCGUUCUGCAUUUGCAGAAUGCGGAAGUCUUGAGCUCGACGAACACUGAUGCUGAGCUUUUUCUGGAUGAGGAUGUUGUGAGCUCGGCUGUCAAUAACUAUGCGGUAUGCGCGCUUUACUGUUGCGAUGUGAAGGCAGCUGUGGUCGCGCUGGAACGGAUGAUCAAGUCGAACCCGAAGCGGUUUCUCAACGGUGUGGUCGUGUUCAAUCUUAGUUCACUAUACGAUCUUCAACUCGACAAUGCCACGAGCAAGAGUCGAAAAGAAAUGAUGAAGAAGAUCGCGCAUUUGUACGGCCUCGAACACGUCGAUCCGGCUGCUUAUCGUAUAUAA